AUGAGCACUCAUCAUCGUUCUUCUUCCGAUUUUCAUCAAGACAACAAGAAGCACAAAAACCGACACACCAGUAAAAGACAAUUAAAGAAGGAAAACAAGGGUAGAGUGUCCAAUAAUGCAGAAGGUUCUUCUUCUGCCGCAGAUGGAGGAUUGAAAGCCUCUCAAACCAAACACACUCAUCAACAAGGAAAGGCUCAAAGAAAGCUCCGAGCCAAACAAUUGAGGGACAAUAAGAAGCAACAGAUAUUAUAUAGACAGCGAUUGGGAAAGACUGGAAAUCCUCCGAGAAUUGUUGCAAUCAUGUCUUUGAGUGGUUCAACAACCGGACACGAGGAUGUACAAAGCGUCUUUUAUGAUAUCAUCGGAAGGUCUGAAGAAUAUGAGAAUGGCAAACUCAAAUUAAACGAACUUGACCUUCAUCAAGCGUACACUGUUAGACUCCAAAAGGAAUUUCAACAAAAGACACUCACUCUCUUUUGUGUCAACCAAAACAAUAUGAGGUCUGUUUUGGACGCAGCCAAAGUGGCAGAUGUUAUGAUAUUUGUGCUGCCUUCACAAAGUAUUCAAGACACUCAAAUUCAUGCCACAGCUCGUUAUAAUUUAUCAUUAUUGAGAGCACAAGGAUUACCUUCAAGUAUUGUCAUUCUGCAAGGCCUAAAUCAAAUUCCUAACAAGAAACAAAACGACUUUAAAAAUACUGUAAACAGAAUACUGAAAGAUGAAAUUCCUGAUUUUGAAAAAGUUUUUGUCUAUAACAACAACAACAAUUCAACAGAAAGCUCAAUGAUGGAUGACAGUACAACAUCUUUGGAGCAGUCAAAGAGCGAUAUGAAGCAAAUUUUAUUGAGAGUGAACACGUUGACACCAAAAACAAUUCAUUGGAGAGAAAAUCAUCCAUACAUGCUUGUUGAAAAUUAUGAAUUUGUGAAGAAUUCUCAAGAUAGAGACUUUUCAGAUGUGAUUGACGACAAUGGUAAUAAUACCAAUGGAACAUUGAUUGUCCGUGGAUAUUUGCGUGGCAAAUCAGCAAGUCCAAAUCAGCUUUUCCAUAUCGUAAAUUAUGGUACCUAUCAAUUGGACAAGAUUUUAUUGGAAAAGGAAAAUUCACAUGCUCUCUCCAAAAAAUCGAAGCCUCAAAAUGAAAAUGCAAUGGAAGAUGACAAGAAGUCGUCACAAGUACUCGAUAAAAAUAUGACUCAUGAACCAAAAGAAUUACUUCCAGACGCCAAUCAAGAAUCACUUCAAACUGCUCUCGAUCCUGAUUUGAUGGAUGGUGAGCAAACUCUUCCAACCAAAGAAGACUAUGAAAUGGAGUUGCACAAUCAAAUCAUGGAAAAACAAUCAGGAUAUGUUUAUCAUAAGAAGGUGGUUCCUAAGGGUAUGAAUGCUAUGGAAGCUGCUUGGAUUAUGGACUCGCUAGAAGAUGCUAAAGAAGAGGAUGCCGAAGACGUUGAUGAUGAAAUGAUCGAUGAAGCCGACCGUGCUGUCUUUAAUUUGGAUCAAAUGGAUGAAGACAUGACAGAAGAAGAACGAAUUAAUGAAAUGCUUCGUGCCAUUAAAGCAAGAAAGGAAUUGAAGAAUGAAAUGGAUUAUCCUGAUGAAGUUGAAACACCUUUGGACGUUCCUGCUCGUGUUCGUUUCCAAAAGUACAGAGGUUUAAAGUCUUUCAGAUCGUCACCAUGGGAUCCUGAGGAAAAUCUGCCAAUCGAUUACUCUAGAAUUUUCCGUUUCAAGAAUUUUAUGGUGUCACAAAAGGUUGCUCUUGAAGGAUUUGAUCCAGAUAAUGACUAUAAUUUGUGGGAAAAUUAUAUUACGCUUCACAUUGCCAAUGUUCCAAUGAGCAUGAUGGAAGUUGUUCAACAAAAAAAGGAACCACUCAUUGUAUUUGGUUUAUUGCGACACGAACAAAAGACCAGUGUGGUUCAUUUGCUUGUCAAGAGAACCAACGAAUCAGUAGUGAUCAAACAAGCUGCUGACUAUGAUCCUUCGGAUAAUAUUACCAAGAUGAUUGAAUAUCAUCCUCAAGAGGAAGACGAUGAUGAAGAAGAGCCCAUACCUGGAGCAGAAAUUGAGGAACAUCCAAUCAAAUCCAAAGAUGAAUUAAUCAUUCAAAUUGGUUUCAGAACAUUUAAAUGCAAUCCUAUUUAUUCAGAACAUAAUCCAAGAAAUGACAAACACAAAUUAGAGAGAUUCUUUGCACCAUAUCGUUUCUUAAUAGCCACUGUUUAUGCUCCUGUCACCUUUAAACCAGCACCAGUGUUGAUGUUCCGUCGUAACCAAAAGGGACCUCAACUCACCUUACUGGAUAAUAAUACCAUUGUUGAAACAGCUAGUGCAAAUGGAAAUAUUCAAGAUCAACCAAACUUGGACUUUGUUGGGCAUGGUACUGUUCACAGCGUGGAUCCAUAUCGAUGCAUUGUCAAGAAGAUUAUUCUCACAGGUCACCCAUACAAACUUCACAAGAAUCAAGUAGUAGCUCGUUACAUGUUUUUCAAUCCUGAGGAUGUUCGUUGGUUCAAACCUGUUGAAGUUUACACCAAAUACGGAAGACAUGGUGUCAUCAAAGAAGCCAUUGGUACUCAUGGUUACAUGCGUUGUCUGUUCGAUGAUAACGUACUUCCAAAGGAUACUGUUUGCAUGAAUUUGUACAAGAGAGUAUUUCCAAAAUGGACCACAGAAAGUUCUUCACUUCUUGCUGGUCCAACACUUUCUGUGCCUCGACCUCUCAAAUCAUCAUCGUCACAAGGUCCAAAUUACCUCAAUGAAGAGGCUCUUAGAAAAUUGGGAGUCAUGAAGAAUAGACGUGGUGAUGAAGAAGAAAUUGAAAUGAUCGAAGAGUAA
Molecule: messenger RNA, 2841 nt
Organism: Naegleria lovaniensis
Lineage: Eukaryota; Heterolobosea; Eutetramitea; Acrasida; Naegleriidae
Exons: 3
Coding region: 1-2841 (946 amino acids)
Biological process (GO): maturation of SSU-rRNA from tricistronic rRNA transcript (SSU-rRNA, 5.8S rRNA, LSU-rRNA); ribosome biogenesis; endonucleolytic cleavage of tricistronic rRNA transcript (SSU-rRNA, 5.8S rRNA, LSU-rRNA)
Cellular component (GO): nucleus; preribosome, small subunit precursor
Molecular function (GO): GTPase activity; U3 snoRNA binding; GTP binding
Source: RefSeq, a predicted model, not a curated record